AUGUCGAAGUCUGAUAUUGACAAAGGUAUUGUUUAUUGCAAUCGUGUGCUUGUAGGUAACUGGUAUGAAGCGGCGCAAUUGGAGGAGCACAAGAUACAUAAAUUCCUUGAGCAAAUGAAAAAUGGUGAAUUAUUAUUGGCGAGAUAUCGAACAAUGACAAAGAAUCUAAACGAGCCAACAAUUUUGACUCAGUCUACUGGAAGAAUAUGCUUCGGUGAUCGCAUAUCACUGCUCGCACCGCACGUACCGGCGACAGAUCCACCGACCGAGAAUAAAAAGGGUCUGUUACUGGGGGGAAGAAUUUCAGCGAAUGAACUCGAAUAUUUUCAAGAUCUCGUCGAUGGUUGCUCUUUAGUGGGACUCGUACAGACCGAGCCGGCAAAGAGAAACACUUUCGUUAUCACCAGUGCGGACUACUGCAAUCGUGAAGGCGAAACUCUAAAAUACAACCAAGAAUUUCUGCUUACCCUCGCGUCGUCUUUAGAAAAAAAGCCUCUAUACGUUAGAUACGAUCCUAAUCCUAUACCGGGGUUAUGCGGGUUGUAUCCCCUUUAUUUAAGCGAAAAUCCAGUAUCAAACACACGCUGGCGGUUUUUACCUGUUCAGCGGCCUAAUAUUACCAGAUUCGAACAAGAAGGACUUCCAGUUCAAGUUAAUGUAGAUAUUGUGGUCAACCAUUGCGCAACAAAUGUUAAUUUGGGAAUUAACGUUGGCAAAUGGGCUUUCGGAUUUCACGGAAAGAUAUGUACACCUUUAAUGAAGACAUGCUUGGACAUAUAUGGAAGAGAAUUACCCAACAAUAUUUGGCAAAUUUAUAUACCCAUUGCUACAUAA
Molecule: messenger RNA, 834 nt
Organism: Papilio machaon (common yellow swallowtail)
Lineage: Eukaryota; Metazoa; Arthropoda; Insecta; Lepidoptera; Papilionidae
Product: cilia- and flagella-associated protein 161
Exons: 6
Coding region: 1-834 (277 amino acids)
Biological process (GO): cilium assembly
Cellular component (GO): motile cilium
Source: RefSeq, a predicted model, not a curated record